Messenger RNA from Acaulospora morrowiae, 903 nucleotides. NCBI's taxonomy places the organism in Eukaryota, Fungi, Glomeromycota, Glomeromycetes, Diversisporales, Acaulosporaceae. The record is from the annotation of a GenBank genome assembly.
AUGGUCAGAACUGCAGCUAUUCGCACAUACAUGCGACUAGCAACAGUAUUUUGCAAAGCCUCGACGGGGAAGAAUCUUCUUCGACCCAUAAGUCAAGUUCACCUCGUAGAUCAGACCAUAAUUCCUCUUCAAAAGCGCAAAGCUCGAGCGCAAGCUCAACGAACCAGUUCACAUCUAAUCGAGCACCAAAUUCGCACAACAAGCCACAUGAAAGCACCACCAUUUGCAAAUUCUUUCUUAAUAAUAGUUGCAUUUACGGGAACAACUGUUGAUUGUAUAAAGGAGUGGCGUAAAACAGACGAUAUUUCUAGUCCUUUCCAAACCAUCAACACCACCAAAACUUGCCCUGUGUGUAGAAAAAAUUCUCCCUACGUUGUACCUUCUCCGACCUUUGCGAAAUCUGGACCAAUAAAGGAUCAGAUAAUUUUAAAUUACCGUCAGCGACUUGCACAGAUUCCUUGUAAAUAUUUCACGGAACGUAGAACAUGUCCAUUCGCAGAUGCCUGUCAUUAUAAACAUGCCAAUCCUGAUGGAACAAGGUGUAUCUUGGGUCCACCCCACAAGAAAAAGACAAGAUCGGUGUGCCCCAUAGAAAAUUUCCGUUACUUGGAAGUUUCAGGGGAAAGCAGCGUGUUUGAUAUUUCGGCAUUCUCCGAGAUUCUUGGACUUUCUAGAGAUCAUGGCAUCCGCCAUAUUUUUGCCAGAGAUUGGAGUGACAAUUGGGAUGACAAAAUAGACUUCGCCGAAAAUCCUACAUGGGAUGACGACUUUCCUUUUGAAGAUCAGAUAGGCUCGUUUGCCUCGGAUAAUCAAGAUGAAGUCGAUAUCCCAGAUGUCGAUAAUAAUAACAAUUCUGGUUGGGAGAAUUCUGAAUGGGAAGAAUGGUGGAGUAGUUGGGAUUGA